CUGCAUGCUGGAAGCAAUGAAGGCUGCAAUAUCACUGCUGGGAAGCCAAGGCGCUGUGUCAGCCACCGAGGUCUUCCUCUCCCUGCUGAUCCAGUCCCUCCAGCAGCAUGUGCCCAAGGGGCUGAAGAGCCCCCCAGGACCCAGGGGCUACCCCAUCCUCGGCAACGUGCUGGAGCUGAGGAAGGACACGCACCUGGCCCUGACCAGGCUGAGCCAGAAGUAUGGGGACGUGAUGGAGGUGCGGAUCGGCAUGCGGCCCGUCCUGGUGCUCAGCGGGCUGGACACCAUCAAGCAAGCCCUGGUGAAGCAAGGAGAAGACUUCAUGGGACGCCCUGACCUCCACAGCUUUCAAUACAUUUCGAAUGGCCAGAGCCUGGCUUUCAGCCCUGACUCAGGGGAGGUGUGGAAAGCCCGCAGAAAGCUGGCCCAGAAUGCCCUGAAGACCUUCUCCAUUGCCCCCAGCCCCACCUCCUCUUCCACCUGCCUCCUGGAGGAGCAUGUCUCCAAGGAGGCUGACUACCUGGUCACCAAAUUCCUGCAGCUGAUGGAUGAGGAGAAGAGCUUUGACCUUAACCAGUACCUGGUGGUCUCUGUGGCCAAUGUCAUCUGUGCCAUGUGCUUCGGCAAGCGUUAUGACCACAAUGACCAAGAGCUACUCAAUGUAGUGAACCUCAACAAUGAAUUUGGGGAAGUGACUGCUUCUGGCAACCCUGCUGACUUCAUCCCUGUGCUCCAGUAUCUUCCCAGCCGUACCAUGAGGCUCUUUAAAGACAUCAAUGGGCGUUUUGGCCUCUUUGUGCAAAAAAUUGUUCAGGAGCAUUACACCAGCUUUGAUAAGGGGCACAUCCGGGACAUCACGGACUCGCUGAUCGAGCACUGCCAGGAGAAUAAUGUAGGGGAGGAUAGCCGUGUCCCACUCUCCAACGAGAAGAUCAUCAACAUCGUCAAUGACCUCUUUGGAGCGGGCUUUGAUACCAUAACAACUGCCUUAUCCUGGGGCCUCAUGUACGUCGCCUUGUACCCCGACAUCCAGAAGAAGAUCCAGGAAGAACUAGACCAGACCAUUGGGCAGGAGAGGAGACCGAGGCUGUCGGACCGGAGCACGCUGCCCUACACAGAAGCCUUCAUCCUGGAGAUGUUCAGGCACUCCUCCUUCCUGCCCUUCACCAUCCCACACAGCACAACAAAAGCGACGGUGUUGAAUGGCUAUUACAUCCCCAAGGGUACCUGUGUGUUUAUCAACCAGUGGCAAGUGAAUCAUGACGAGAAGCUUUGGAAGGACCCUUUGACCUUCAACCCCAAGCGAUUCCUCAAUGCCUCAGGGACCGAAAUAAACAGGACGGAGAGUGACAAAGUGCUGGUUUUUGGCUUGGGGAAGAGGCGAUGCAUAGGGGAGUCCAUCGGACGGUGGGAGGUCUUCCUCUUCUUGGCCAUCCUGCUGCAGCAGCUGGAGUUCAGCCUCCGCCCUGGAGCAGAGGUGGACAUCACUCCUCAGUAUGGACUGACAAUGAAAUACAAGAAAUGCGACAGCUUCCAGAUUAAGAAGCGUCCCCCCAUGAAGAGCUCUCCAUAA
Messenger RNA from Merops nubicus (carmine bee-eater), 1573 nucleotides. RefSeq names its product cytochrome P450 1A4-like. The record is from RefSeq and is a predicted model, not a curated record. Gene Ontology annotation, molecular function: steroid 17-alpha-monooxygenase activity; iron ion binding; heme binding. Gene Ontology annotation, biological process: hormone biosynthetic process; progesterone metabolic process. Lineage: Eukaryota; Metazoa; Chordata; Aves; Coraciiformes; Meropidae.